Lodderomyces pseudojiufengensis is the source of this 2688-nucleotide messenger RNA. Its product is annotated as DEAH-box RNA-dependent ATPase. Gene Ontology annotation, cellular component: catalytic step 2 spliceosome; intracellular anatomical structure. The coding region runs from base 1 to 2688 and encodes 895 amino acids. Gene Ontology annotation, molecular function: RNA binding; ATP hydrolysis activity; ATP binding. Lineage: Eukaryota; Fungi; Ascomycota; Pichiomycetes; Serinales; Debaryomycetaceae. The record is from RefSeq and is a predicted model, not a curated record. The transcript has a single exon.
AUGAUAUCAUCAAAUGGUCAUAAGGAAUAUGGAUAUAGUAGGAAAAGGACACAUUAUGAGUUUGAUGACGAUAAUACGGCAGAGGGUAAUUCAAAGGAAAUAACAGAGGAUCAAGUAAAUGAAGAUAACAAUGAACAAUCAGAGCCUUUAACGGAAACUCACUUAGUAGAGCAAGAGGAGCUGAAAGACCAUACUGAUAACAAUCAAGGGCGAGACAGACAUUAUCAAAACAACAACCACAAACCUCGAGAACAAUAUGAAAGACGUAACAACAAUUAUCAACAAUAUAAUAGACCUAACAAAUAUCAACAACAACAAUCACAACAUAAUGAAUUCGAUAAAUUCAAAGAACAAGAUCCAGAAAAUAAAAAAAAUCUACUAUAUGGUAAACUACCUAGAAAUCAAGAUAAGAAUCAAUCAAAAAUAGAUUGGGAAACAGAUCAAUUUAAAAGAGCUCAACAAUUACAAUUACAAACUGAUGAUAAAAUUCAUAUUGGAGAUGAUAAAGAAUAUGAAUAUGUAUUUGAUGAAUCUCAAUUUGUAAAAUUUGAUGAUGAAGAAGGAGAUAUAUUAGAUGAAGACGCUGAGAAUGAAAAUAAUGUAAAACAAAUUGAUUUGAAAGAAAUUGAAAAUGUUAAAAAUUCAUUACCCGUGUUUCAAUAUAAACAAGAAUUUUUAAAACUUGUAGAAGAAAAUCAAUUCCUUAUAGUUGUUGGAGAAACUGGAUCAGGUAAAACAACUCAAUUACCUCAAUAUUUAUAUGAAGCAGGAUAUUCAGAAAAUAAUACAAAAUUAAUUGGAAUUACUCAACCAAGAAGAAUUGCUGCUUCUUCUGUAGCUUCAAGAGUUUCAAAUGAAAUGAAUACAAAAUUAGGUGAUAAAGUUGGAUAUUCUAUAAGAUUUGAUGAAAAAACUAGUGAAAAUACUGUAAUUAAAUUUUCAACUGAUGGUAUGCUUUUAAGAGAAUUUUUAAAUGAUCCAUUUUUAUCACAAUAUAAAGUAAUUAUGAUUGAUGAAGCUCAUGAAAGAACUUUAUCAACAGAAAUUUUAUUAAGUUUAUUAAAAGAUUUAUGUUUGAAAAGAAAAGAUUUAAAAUUAAUUAUUGCAAGUGCAACAAUAAAUGCAAAAAAAUUUUCUGAUUUUUUUAACAAUUCACCAAUUUUAAAUAUACCUGGUAGAAGAUUUCCUGUUAAAAUUCAUUAUACGAAACAACCAGAAGCAAAUUAUUUAAAUGCUAUAAUGACAACUAUUUUUCAAAUUCAUUUAACUCAACCAUUACCUGGUGAUAUCUUAGUAUUUUUAACAGGUCAAGAAGAAAUUGAAAAAUUAGAAAAUCAAUUAAAUGAAUCAAUUUUUAAAUUAAAAGAUCAGUUAGAAGAUAAAAAAAUGAUUGUUUGUGUGAUUUAUGCUAAUUUACCAAAUGAUUUACAAUAUAAGAUAUUUGAACCUACACCUCCAAAUACUAGAAAAAUUAUAUUAGCAACAAAUAUUGCAGAAACUUCAAUAACAAUAAAUGGAAUUUCAUAUGUUAUAGAUUCUGGAUAUGUUAAACAAAAUGAAUAUAAUCCAACAUCAGGAAUGGAAAGUUUAGUAGUUGUACCAUGUUCAAAAGCAAAUUGUGAUCAAAGAGCUGGUAGAGCAGGUAGAAUUGGUCCUGGAAAAUGUUUUAGAAUUUUUACAAAAUAUUCUUUUGAUAAUGAUAUGGAACCUUCAACAAAACCAGAAAUUCAAAGAUUAAAUUUAAAUUCAAUUGUUUUAUUAUUAUUAUCAUUGGGGAUUAAUGAUUUAUUGAAUUUUGAAUUCUUGGAUUCACCACCAAAACAAAAUUUAAUUAAAUCUUUAAAUUUAUUAUAUCUGUUCGAAGCUAUUACAAUUAAUGGUAAACUUACAAAGUUAGGUUUUAAAAUGAAUGAAUUCCCAUUAGAUCCAAUAUUAACUAAAUGUAUAAUAGAAAGUGAAAAAUUUAAAAUAACAAAAGAAAUAUGUAUUAUAAUUUCAAUGUUAACAGAAUCUUCAAAUUUACGUUUCAAACCAAAAAAGACAACUACCACAAGCAGUGGUGAAUUUAAUGAAUCAAGAUUUAAUCAAUUUAAUCAUAAACAAGGUGAUCAUAUAACAUUAUUAAAUAUUUAUUUAAAUUGGUAUAAAAAUGAAUUUUCAAAAGAAUGGUGUAAUGAUAAUUUUAUUCAAUAUAAAACAAUGAAAAGAAUUAAAAAUAUAUAUAUGCAAUUAAUUCAAAAAUGUGAAAAAAUUGGAUUAUUAGAUUCAAAACAAAAACAAUCAAUAAAUGAAGAUUCAUCAUUUUUUGAAAUAACCGAAGAAAAAUUAAUUUCAAUUCAAAAAGUAUUACUCAAAGGAUUUUUUAAUAAUAUUGUAAAAUUAUCAACAAUGGGUAAUUGUUAUGAAAAUUUAACACAAACUAAACUGAAAAUUCCUUGUUUUAUUCAUCCAUCUUCUGUAUUAUAUAAAAAACCAAAACAACAUAAUCAAUAUCAGCAAAUUCCUCAACAACAAGAAGGGGAAAAUUCAGUUACAACUAACGGAAAUAAUAAUGAUUCUCAAAAUUAUUUUAAAAAACCAAAAUUUUUAAUGUAUUAUGAAUUAGUAUUAACAAGUAAAGAAUAUAUGAGAAAUUGUAUGAUAAUUGAUGAGAAGCUAAUUAAGAACAAUAAAUUAAUUAAAGAAUAA